Molecule: messenger RNA, 648 nt
Organism: Rotaria sp. Silwood1
Lineage: Eukaryota; Metazoa; Rotifera; Eurotatoria; Philodinida; Philodinidae
Source: the annotation of a GenBank genome assembly
AUGACAGGAACAACGAGUGAACAAUUGAAAGAGAAAUGGAUGGUUAUGAUUGUUAAGCAUCCGCUUCUUCGCAACCUAUUAAUUGACGAUAUUGAAUUCAAGAAAACGCUUCAACAGAUUCAACAAGAAAAUGAGGAAGAAGCAAAACGUCUCGACGAUCAAUCCGUCAAACAAUGUCCCAAAUGUCAACAGAAUUAUAUUCCAGCGCAAGUUAAUCACGGCAGUUGUCACUAUCACGAUGGAUUCAUCGUUGAUCUAGAUCAGAAUAAUAAACCAUUGACCAUUCAACAAGCUCAAAGAAUUACACAGAAAGCUAAAUUAUUGGUACAGAAUGGCAACAGUGAACAAAACCUCAAACCACCAAAAUUGAUGUGGGCAUGUUGUUUGGGACUAUACGGAAUUGAUCAACCAUGUCGAGUAGGCAUUUGUGGACUACCAGAAGCGCUAAAAGAUCAACAAAUCGAUCCAAAUAACGACUUGAUAACAGUUGUACAAGAACAUUUUAUGAAAAAUCAAGUGGCUGCUCAAAAUAUUAAAGAAUUCAUGAAGACUUAUGUACUGACGCCGACAUCAUCACAAACAAUUAGUAACUCUAGUCGUCUAACUAAUACAACACCGUCAGUUACUGCUUAUUCAUUGAAAAAAUAG